CAUAGUUCUCUUUGUUUUAUCAGUUUAAAUACACAUGCCAACAUCGAAAUAACUUCAUUGGGUGCCUGUACUUUAACAGAGUAUCUUAACAGUUCUAAGGAGAAGAACUAAAAAGCCAGAAUUGAAUCUACAUCCACAGAAGUCAAGGAAAGGAAGGACAUUUUGAACAAUAUAUGUAACUGAAUUUUAAAGACGUAUUUAGCAUGACGAAGUAGAUAGGGUAAAUCAAUACCCGUGAAUCUGUGUUCAACCAACAAACCCGAGGUUACCUAUAUAGAUCUAUCUACUUAUUCUAAUUCCUGCUGAAAAAGAAAUCCAGUUACCAGCUUCCGGAACUUCGCGCCAUUGCGAACAGGAACAUUACAUCAAGGGCAGGCGCAGCAGACGACAGGGCUGAGAUUGUAGGCCUAGUUGGCUUUCACCGUUUAUCUUCGUGUGUGUAAUACAAGACUGCUAAACUCAACAUUGCCAGCAGAGACGAGGGAACUAAGACUACGGAUAAAAGUAUCUAAACGUGGUGAGAAGACUUGGAUGAAUUGACAUCACAGAGAAGGAAGAACGGAAGCCAUUGUUAUAUGGUGGUACAAUGUAUCAGCUGUUCUAUCACUUCAUGCAUAUCGAGAUUUCAGAUAAGAUACCCCAGAAUUCAUAGCUUAAGCAAUGUUUUCUUUGACAUUCAAUUUUAUUACUGAUAACCCUAUGUUACUGUAAAUUCAUUCGUUUUCCUCCAAAGGUGUACGAAUGUUAAAUUCUUCAUUGCUUUUUUAGCUCACCUGAGUCGAUGGCGAGUUUUUCUGAUCAAAAUGUGUCACUUGUCCAUCGUCGUUGUUGGCAUUCUCCUCGUCGUAAACUUUCCUCAUUUUCAUAUUCUUUUCCAGAACCACUGGGCAAAUUUCAACCAAACUUGGCACAGAGCACCUUUGGGUGAAGGGGAUUCAAAUUUUUAAAAUGAAGGGUCGUGCCCCUUCAAAAAUGCAAAAAUAUGAUGGGGUAAUUUUAAAAUCUUCUCAAGAACCACUCGGCUUGAAGAAAUAAAAUUCAUAUGAAAGCCUAUUGACAUAUUAAAAUUUGUUAAAUGUGUGCCUCCCCCCACCCUCCCCAGGGAUAGCAUGGUGCACAAAACGGGAUAAAAAAUAUAUGCAAAUAUAUAGGGAAUUUUUUUAAUGUCUUCUGAAGAGGCACUGGCCAGAAAAGUACAGAUUUACACCAAAGGUUUCUGAUAUAGUGCAGAUUCAAAUUUGUUAAAAUCAUAGCCCCGAGGGGUUGGAUGGGGCCGCAAUAGGGGGUAAAAGUUUCGCAUACAAAUAUAAUCCGGAUAUUUUUGAAGAUCUUCUGAAAAACCACCAUACCAGAUAUGUUUAUGUUUGCAUGAAAGUUUCCUGACAUAGUGCAGAUUGAGGUUUGUUAAAAUCAUGGCCCUGGGGGGUAGGGUGGGGCCACAAUAUGGGAACAACAGUUUACAUGGGGGAAAAAUGGGCAAAUCUUCUCAAGAACCACUGAGCAAAAAAGUUUCCAAAACAUUUCUUUUAGUGAUGUAACCAGUGAAAAUAGACUCUUCUUCUAUUCUUUUAGCUGCCACCCCCCCCCCCCCCCCCCCCCUCCACUACAGGGGAUCAAAGUUUUGCAUACAGAUAUACACUGGACCAGAAAAGUUUACGUUUACAUGUAAGCUUUCUGACAUAACACUGAUUCAAAAUCUCUCAGGGGCUGGGGUGGGUUUAGGUAGGAGCCACAAUAGGGAUUAAAGUUUUACAUUAGAAUAUGUAGGGGAAAUCAUUCUGAGAAUUUCACCUUUUAAAUGGCAUAAAUAGUAGGUUUAUGUCUUUUUGAUGCGGCAUAAACCUAUAGCAUUUGGCAUACACCUGACCAAAACUCCUUGUAGGGAAUGCACCACAUUUCCCUCCCCUCAAAAUUCAGCCAUACUCGUCUGUUCAGCCAUUGUGGUUUGAAUUCACGUUUUCUUUUUUUUUUUUUUUUUCAUAUAGCUUGCGUUUUUCUUGUUCUGAUUUUUUUGUUUGUUUGACACCAUUUGGUUUAAUACCGGGCUUUGUGCCAUCAAAAUAUUUUAACUGCAAAACCAUUUACACAUCAUUUGUUGACCUUCACCUCAAAUUAUAUUUGCUAAGUCAGACGUAUAUUAUUUUCUUUUAACAUUCUUGCAGUAUUUGAAUAUUUGCGAAAUAAAGAAAAAAGGACAACUCUUGUUAUAUUGUUAGGGAAAAUUUCAAUUUAAAAAAUCGAUCCCAAUAAAAUUCAUCAAUGCAGAUAAAAAAAAAACAUCAACAUUUAAAGACAUUCGAAUCAUACGCUGAACAUUUUGUCUAGCAACACAUCAUAAUCUUCAAACCACUUACACACUUAAGUCGUAUAUUUUAAAAUUAAUGGGAGCACAAUCCAGGUCCCAAAAUAGAUUUUGACGAUUGUAAGGGAAAAUAUUUAUUUUAAGUGCAUUAUCACACACGUACCAUAAUUAUUUCUUUGUUUCUUGGAAUUUGGUAUAGACAAUUCGGGAUAUCUUAUUUGCACAUGACAUGGUACAACAUCAUUUGGCAAAGCCGCGGUCUAUCGGUUAAAUUCUGAGACUGGAAAAUCUUUAAAUAUGGGUUAAAGUGACUCGGGUGAGCAAUGUGGCUCAUGGGCCUCUUGUUUUAAAUAUCCUGCAGUAACCAUAUCACUGCAUAGAUGAAUUCAAUACUUUAGUUUCUCCACAGGUGAUAGCAGUUAGAUUUAUCAGCAUCACAAGAUAACAGCUAGAUAUACCAGCAUCACAAGGAGAGAAGAAUGGAAAACAUGUGGUGGUUUAUACUGGACUUUAAUGGGGUCCUGCAGAACUGAGAAAAGGAAGUCGACGUCAAAGUGAUUGUAUUCCUAAAGACCCCGACCCUCCACAUCAUGGACACACUAGGACUCAGUACUCAGCUAAAAGUACGACAAUGUUCUCAAUGUCAGAGGGACACUGAAUUUUACUGUAACACAUGUAAACGUGAUCUGUGUUUACAGUGUAAAGAGAAACAUGUCAUUGAUCUACAUACCAAACACCAUGAUGUUGUGAUUUACCGUGAGAAGUUUAACUACAUCCCCAGACAAGAGAUCUGUGUCAGACAUCCAGACAGGUUCUAUGAAAUGUUCUGUCAGUCGUGUGAACUUUCUGUCUGUUUCCGAUGUUUAGAGCACCGAAAACACCAAAUACUGGACAUUAGAACAGCCUAUCAAACAAAGCGACAACAACACCGAGAAAUCAUUGACAACAUCAGAAGUGAGACUCUCUAUAACUGUCGUGUUCUCCUGGCAGGAAUCCAAACUGAUAUCCAAACUUGUCCCCCACAAAUCUGUCACCGUCAAUCACAGAUGUCAACAAAAGCCCAGAGACUGAAGGAUCGGAUUGACACUGUGGUAUGUGAUGUUAAAACAAGAUACCGAGGUUUAUUGAUUGAUAGAAUACAACAACAGAAGAGAAAAAUGAACAGACAACUUGUUCACCUACAGAACUAUGAAGACAGAUAUGAACAAUCAGCAAACAGAGCGGUACAAUUCCUCUUGUUUAUAAAGACCAGUCGUGUCCCCCAGAUAAAGAACAGUCCUAGUCAGUUAUUGAGUGUCAUCACAGAAAUCCAAAUGACAACAGGAAAACGACAAGUAGGAAUAGACGAGUGUGUGAAACUGAUGUCCACACCUGUAUUACACACGUCUGUCUGUGUGACAGGUGUUAGUGGUGUGGGACACAUAUCUCGUGUGAUGUCAGACCGGGUCUGGGUCUCUGAUAGAUACAAUCUCAUCUUGACAGACACAACAGGAGACACUAUACACCGUGUGACAGAUAUAACACCAUUGUAUGGAGGAGUACACACAGUGAACAGUUCUGGUGAACUGAUUUAUAUAGACAGUGAACGUAACAUCAACAAACUGUCUACAGACAAUAAAACAGUCACCAGACUGAUACAGAGUACAUCACCAUGGUAUCCACUGUGUGUGUACUGCUCCCCGUCCACUGGAGAUCUGAUGGUGGGGAUGUGGAACACUGAUACAAAGACAGGCAAGGUAACCCGGUACAACAGUAGUGGUCAACACAUCCUGACCAUAGAACACGACAACAGAGGUCACACGCUGUAUAGUUGUCCUCUCUGUAUCACAGAGAACAAUAACGGUGAUAUCAUUGUGUCUGACUGGUCACGUGGUGCUGUAGUGGUGACAAAGCGCGGGGGGAGACAUCGAUUCUCCUACACAGGACCUCCAUCAGGAUCAUCACUACGACCAUGUGGAAUCUGUACAGACGCGCUGUCACACAUCCUGGUGUAUGAUUAUUACACCAACACAGUACAGAUGAUUGACAAGGACGGUCACUUCCUGUCUCUGUUACUGACACAACACGGGAUAAACAGACCAUGGAGCCUGAACUAUGAUGAUAAAACUCACCUUCUCUGGGUCGGAUCAGGCAACACCAACACAGUGUCUGUAUAUAGAUAUCUACAGAGGAGGUACUCUCUGACUGAUUAUCCAGACAGUGUGGACGAGGACGCCAAAGAAGAAUCUGAUGACGAGGACACCAGAGAAGAAUCUGACUCUAAUGAAGAGGACGCCAGGGGGAAAUCUGACUCUGAUGACGAGGAUGCCAGGGGGAAAUCUGACUCUGAUGACGAGGAUGGCAGGGGGACAUCUGACUCUGAUGACGAGGAUGCCAGGGGAGAAGCUGAUCCUAAAACAUGUUGCCAGCGGUGUAUCUUGGUGUAGAUAUGACAUACGAUUACCAUUACCCUUCCUUCAGCCAAUGAAUCUGGUCUACAUUUCCUCAUCUAGUGAUGGUGGACAUUGAUCACAUUUCCUCAUCUAGUGAUGGCGGACAUUGAUUACAUUUCCUCAUCUAGUGAUGGUGGACAUUGAUUACAUUUCCUCAUCUAGUGAUGGCGGACAUUAAUUACAUUUUCUUAUCUAUUGAUGGUGGACAUUGAUUACAUUUCCUCAUCUAAUUAUAUUGGACACUGAUUACAUUUCCUCAUCAAGUGAUGGUGGGCAUUGAUUACAUUUCCUCAUCUAGUGAUGGUGGGCACUGAUUACAUUUCCUCAUCUAGUGAUGGAGGACAUGGAUUACAUUUCCUCAUUUAGUGAUGGUGGAUAUUAAUUACAUUUCCUCAUCUAGUGAUGGUGGACAUUGAUUACAUUUCCUCAUCUAGUGAUGGUGGGCACUGAUUACAUUUCCUCAUCUAGUGAUGGAGGACAUGGAUUACAUUUCCUCAUUUAGUGAUGGUGGAUAUUAAUUACAUUUCCUCAUCUAGUGAUGGUGGACAUUGAUUACAUUUCCUCAUCUAGUGAUGGUGGACAUUGAUUACAUUUCCUCAUCUAAUGAUAGUGGACAUUGAUUACAUUUCCUCAUCUAGUGAUGGUGGACACUGAUUACAUUUCCUCAUCUAGUGAUGGUGGACAUUGAUUACAUUUUCAUUUCAGCUCGAUGUGAUGUAUGGUUAUUUUUAAGAAAUAUUAAAUCAUGUAUUUCCAUAGAA
Ostrea edulis (European flat oyster) is the source of this 5495-nucleotide messenger RNA. RefSeq lists its product as uncharacterized. NCBI's taxonomy places the organism in Eukaryota, Metazoa, Mollusca, Bivalvia, Ostreida, Ostreidae. The transcript is spliced from 9 exons. The coding region runs from base 2893 to 4728 and encodes 611 amino acids. Gene Ontology annotation, biological process: protein polyubiquitination; proteasome-mediated ubiquitin-dependent protein catabolic process. The record is from RefSeq and is a predicted model, not a curated record. Gene Ontology annotation, molecular function: ubiquitin protein ligase activity; zinc ion binding.